This is a messenger RNA of Heterotrigona itama, 2340 nucleotides long. The record is from the annotation of a GenBank genome assembly. Lineage: Eukaryota; Metazoa; Arthropoda; Insecta; Hymenoptera; Apidae.
CUUUUUUAUAUUUUAUAUUUGUGAUUAGACUUUACGGUAUAUGGUAAAUUAGUAAUAAUAUUUUUGAUAAAAGAAAUAAAAGCACUGAAACAGAAUUUUAAACAUAUUUACACUGUUUUUAUACAAACAAAUGUAAGAAAUAUGUUUUAUUAAAAGAUAUAACGAAUUGGAAAAAAUGGAGUUCGUUCUAUGUCUAGUUUUUCCGUGAUCCUCUUACAUGAGGGAUGUUACAAUUUCGAAUGUAAAUUCUCAAUAAAUUAAAUAACUUUUAGUUUACGUAUACUUUGAACGUUAAUUUAUUGAAAAAUGGACCCAGAAGAAAGUAUUAUCGUUCGAAUAAUGAAUAAACUAAUUUAUAUAAUUGACACACCAGUCGUGUAUUUCCGAGAGAAUAUUGUCGUGCCGAAUCAGAAGAGUUAUCCAUGGUAUCAUCAAAAAUUUCGCCGAGUUCCAACGAUUGACGAGUGUCGCGAGCAGGACAUGGUCUGUCGUGUGGAAGCACAACACCAAUUUGAACGUGAUAAGCUGGUCGAUGACGAGAUUCUUGCUAUAUUGAGGCAACGAUAUGAAGAUUGUAGUUGGUAUUACGGGUUAGAAGACAAAAACAAAUUUUGCUCCGAGUUAUACGCAAUUUAUAAGGACGCAGCCGAUGGAGAUAUUGGUGUACCACAUAACGUACUUGAUGCAUACAUGAAACAGAAACAUCGUAUGAUUUGGGAACGACGUCAUGGUCCAGUUGGUAGUGGCAUGACUAAUAAAAAAUAUGAUGUAUAAAUUAUUAAAUUAAUGUACACGCUACAUCUUGGUUUGAGACUAAUGCUGAAUUUGCAUCGUUAUGUAGAUAGUUACUCUGUAAAAAAAAGAGGUAAAAUAAAUUAAUGUACUGUACUAUAGACUGUACUAUUUUUCAUUCUUACGAUUGUAUAACUAAUACUUAAAAUUUGCACCUCUCAGAAAUUUAAUCUUUAUAUUUUAUACUUUCGUCCUGCCACUUGUAACAAUAGUGUACACCAAAGAUUUGUUGAUCUAUUGUAUAACAAAUUAUUUUAUUCAAUACUUGUUUGGAAGAUUCCAUUGAUUAUUUAUACUUCGUAAUUUUUUUUGUAUUUGUUAUUACAAUAAAAUUUUUUUAUGCAAUUAUUACAAUAUCUUACGCAUUUUUGACAUUUUUUUUUUGCAUAAAGGCCAAUUAAAUUUUCUAUUAGUCAGAGCAAUGAUAAGAACUAUUUUAAAUAAAAUUUACUACAAAUGAUGUUUUAAACAAUUUACGAAAAAUAUAUAUCCUUAAUAUUAAAUAUCUUAAAUUCACAAAUAAUAAAAGCUUUUUAAAAUAUAAAAAGAAAUCUUAUUGUGACUAAUAGAAAAUCAAAAUUGACAAAUUCGUACAAUUUAAAAAAUAAAGUAAAAAUUUUAUCACUCUUUUCACAUAAAUAUAAAAUACAAUAGAACCCACAUUCCUACAUAAUAAAUAUACAACAUAUAACAAAGCUAUCUCAUUUGAUCUGAAUAAAUUAAUACAAAUUGGAUUUGGAAAACAUGAUAAAAAUAUUAAUACAUAUAACUGUCCUAUAAUGAAUCACAAAUUUUAAUACGAUUUAAGUCGAUUCGUGAUUCUUUUAUUUAAUAAUAUCUCAAACAAUGUAGCGAACCUCUGCUUUGCAAUCUUUUCAGUGGCAACUAAUACAUUUAAUAAUUCGCAAUAAUAUUUUUGAUCUGGGCUCCCUUUUGUUCACAAAAUUGUAUACGUACUUUAUUUUUAAUAUAAAAUACCUUUUAAUAAUAAAGUAAAAUAUGAGAUCAACAAGAUCAUUUAUACAUAUUGAAAGAGAGCAAUGUCUUGCCAUUGAUUCGUAUCAUAUAUUAAAUCUAUUAAUCAUAUACUUCUUGCAAUGAAUGUUAUGAUCAAUAUAUCUUUAUUCCCCCUCUGUUUUCACUUGACACUGAAAACAAAAUAUCUUAGAAUAAUAUUGUCAUUACUAAAAGUAACGUUAAAUAUUGAAACUUUGACGGAUACGAAGGUGUUUUUGUCUUCGUUUUGAUAAAAUAUUUAUUGCCUAUCACUAUAUUCAACAACCCUUCGAAGAAUUUAAAUAGAAUUCGUAAAAUUCGUAUAUUAUGCUUUUGUUUUUAUCCAUUUUCGUAAGUUUGACUUAAUAGUGACUUACUAAUAUUAAACUUAAAUGAUUCCUUAAAUUAAAAACUUUUCAUUUAUACAAAAAGAAGAAGUACGACAGUUCAAAAUAUCAUACAUUGCACUUCAAUUAUUAUUAGAAUUCUCAAAACGCAUUCAUUCGUAAUAGAAUUACAAAGUAUUAUCAAUAAAAAAAAAAAAAUAAAAAA